AUGGACAAACAUGGACAAACAUGGACAAACAUAGACAAAUCGACAAAUAUAGACAAACUACGUCACCAUUGGACCGUUCAUCCACCCUCGCUAAUGCAACGAGUUGCGUACAUCCUCCUUCUUGCAUGUCUGGUGUGUAUGGUGACAUGGUUCUCAUUACACCGUCGUGCAUCGCAGCGCCAUGCUGCGACUGAGAAAAGCCAGAGUGGGCCUGAUGAAUGCCCCUUCACCAUCCGUCAGCUGAACCAAACUACAUACCUUGUUCGUGAAAGAGAUCGAUUCGGCGAGUAUCCACAUAUAUACGUGAAGAAACACACAGAGACGCUUCCCGACGGACAAAGAGCCAGCGUCCUGAUAGUAAACGACACCGGCUGCGGCACAUCAACCCGCAACCACACCACCACCACCAGUCAGGACUGGAACAUCAGAACCUUCAUCGACCACCACCUAAACCCAAACAGAGACGACAUCCUGUACCUCGUCAUCCUCUCCCACUGCCACUACGACCACAUCCUCGGACUAGAGCCCCUCCUCCACAGCCCACAGCGCCGCAACAUAGCCAUCCUCUCCUCCUCCCACGACCCCGCGUUCCUGCACCCCCGCUCCAAUCUAGAGCAGCACUCGUUAUGCGCGAGCAUGAACCUCCGCUGUCCUGUAUACAGGACCUCACUCUGGGCCGCCCACGACCAGCAUCUCACAAUCCCACACCCGCAUCUACCCACCCCGCUGCACCUCCCCCUCACAACCCUGCACAUCCCAGGCCACACCCCGGACAGCCUCGCCUGGUACGACGCCGCCGAACGCGCCCUGUACGUCGGCGACGCGCUGUAUGAGCGCCAGAGCCCCGAAUCGCGCGCCGCGCCGUGGGGCGGCGAGGCCCCUGCGCCCAUCCUGUUUCCGGGCGAGGGCGACUUGGUCGCUUGGUGGCGGAGCGUGCAUCUCCUGCUGGGGUUUGUGGAACGGCGGAAUGCGGAGACGGCAUGUAGGUGUGUCACGCUCUCGGCGGGACAUGUUACGGUCGGGGUCGAUGCUGUGGCGUGCUUGCUGGCUGUGCGGCGGUUCAUGGCGAGGGUGUUGAGGGGUGAGGUCGAGGUUCGGGAACAGCCGGAGAAAAGGGGGGAGCGGUUCGGGUAUUGGGUUGAGGAGGGGGGGAGGUUUAGUCUUGGGGCGCCGUUGAGGGUGGUUGGCGAGGGGAGAGUGGGUAUUCCUGAGGAUGAAUGGAGGGAGGGUGGAAUGGUGGGUUGA
This is a messenger RNA of Ascochyta rabiei, 1245 nucleotides long. RefSeq lists its product as uncharacterized. The record is from RefSeq and is a predicted model, not a curated record. The transcript is spliced from 2 exons. The coding region runs from base 1 to 1245 and encodes 414 amino acids. NCBI's taxonomy places the organism in Eukaryota, Fungi, Ascomycota, Dothideomycetes, Pleosporales, Didymellaceae.